UAUUACAACAUUAAUUAACUUUGUCUGCCUUUACAAAGUAUCAUAGAAAAUUUGUGGAGUGUUUGUAUUGUAAGAGCAAUGUCAAAAGUAGGAAGAAUGAAGUUAGGAUCAGAAGGAAUGGAAGUGUCAUUACAAGGACUUGGUUGUAUGAGUAUGUCUGCUUUCUAUGGUCCUCCUAAGCCUGAAAUUGACAUGAUUGCCCUCAUCCAUCAUGCCAUUCAAUCUGGUGUCACUUUUCUUGAUACUUCUGAUAUCUAUGGUCCUCACACCAAUGAACUACUUCUUCGAAAGGCUCUAAGGGGAGAGACGAGAGAGAAGGUUGAAUUGGGUACCAAGUUUGGAGCAAGAUUUAGUGAAGGGAAAUUUGAGAUUUGUGGUGAUCCAUCAUAUGUGAGAGUUGCUUGUGAGAGUAGUUUGAAGAGACUUGAUAUUGAUUGCAUUGACCUUUAUUAUCAACAUCGUAUUGAUACUCGUCUACCAAUUGAAUUUACGAUUGGGGAGCUUAAAAAACUUGUUGAAGAGGGAAAAAUAAAAUAUAUUGGUUUGUCUGAGGCAUCAGCUUCAACAAUCAGAAGAGCACAUGCAGUUCAUCCAAUAACAGCUGUACAAUUAGAGUGGUCACUUUGGUCAAGAGAUGUAGAAGAAGAAAUAAUUCCAACUUGCAGAGAACUUGGUAUUGGAAUUGUUGCUUAUAGUCCUCUUGGGAGAGGAUUCUUUUCAUCAGGAGCGAAGAUGGUUGAAAACUUUACAAAAGAUGACUAUCGUCAGCAUAUGCCUAGAUUUCAACCUGAAAAUCUGGAGCAGAAUCAAACUAUAUUUGAUAGAGUGAAUGAACUAUCUACAAAGAAAGGAUGUACUCCAUCUCAGCUUGCAUUGGCUUGGCUUCAUCACCAAGGAAAUGAUGUGUGUCCUAUACCUGGAACCACCAAAAUUGACAACUUUAAUCAAAACAUUGCUGCUUUAUCUGUUAAACUAACAAAAGAAGAAAUGGAAGAAAUUGAGUCCUUAGCAGAUAUUGUUAAGGGUGCUAGGACAGGGAGAGAACCUACAUGGAAGGAAUCUGAUACUCCACCACUUUCUUCUUGGAAAAUUGAGUAAUAAAGUGGUUUUGAUUGCUUAUUGCUCAUGUCAGCGUAGUUUUAAAUUGUAGUUGCAGUUAAAUUACUAACAUUUUAUGUAUAUUGAAAUAUAGAAAAAUGCAGCUAAUGCAUUUACAGACAAAGAGAUAAAACCAUGCAUAUGAAUAUACUAUAGAUAUUUGUUGUGUGCUACCUUAAGAAAUAAAUUGGUGUGAGGAAAAGGAUUUUGGAUGUAUAAAUAAACAUCUAUUGAUGAUUCUAUUAUAUAGAGUUUAAUUAAAUAUUUA
Cicer arietinum (chickpea) is the source of this 1366-nucleotide messenger RNA. RefSeq names its product probable aldo-keto reductase 2. Lineage: Eukaryota; Viridiplantae; Streptophyta; Magnoliopsida; Fabales; Fabaceae. The record is from RefSeq and is a predicted model, not a curated record. Gene Ontology annotation, cellular component: cytoplasm.